AUGCCCUCGGGUACCAAUAAGAAACACCAACUCGAAGACAUUCUGUCCGACAAGGUCUCAAUCAUGGAGACGGACGACGUUGCCGAGGACACCGCCUCUGUGGAUGAUCACGAUGCACAACCCGGCUUCUGUGUCGAAUGCAAAGAUCAACCUGCUAUUGUACACUGCGACAACUGCAACGAGCCAUUUUGUGAAGUGUGCUUUGGGAUGAUCCACCGCACUGGCAAGCGUGCAAAGCAUACAACUCAACCUUAUACAGCCGUAUCGAGUGCAACAAAUGGAAGCAAUGAUGCAAUGGAACAAGACGAUGAGAUGAUGGGACAACCCAAGGAUGCGCCUAUGACAACAGUGACACCUACAGCAGGCCCCAAGAGCAAGGAGAUUGAUAUUGGGCAAAUCAUGGAAAAUCGUGCAAAGUACAUCCCGCUUCGUUUACAUUUGGAAGAACGCAAGUUCCUACGACUUCUCGAAGCAGCAUUGAAUGUGACCGAGUAUACAGAUCAUAUCGACAAUGAAUCCCAUACGAGCAAAGCCAAGCGCGUCGUGAGCCAAAUCAAGGAACUAUGUGCAGUUUUGACAGGAUUGGUUUUGGCAUGUGAUUAUGGACGAGGACAAGAACUCUUUGCGGAUCGAUCAUUUGAGGAGAAUGAAGAAUUCUUUCAACGUAUCUUUGAAAUUGGAAGACGCCACAAGAUCAUGAAUCCAGAAAAGAUGCGAUCAGCAUAUGGAAAGCUCAUGUACAUGUUAUCGGACUCUAUGAUUCCCGAAGUGCAAGAGAUGCUUGGUUUCUCGUGCGUUGCUCCCAUCAAAACAGUGUACAGCUUCCUUAAAGAGCGACGAGGCUUAGGUGUGCUGCAUGAGGAUAUCGUCUUGAUAGCAACACGCGAGAUCAUACCCGAAGGCAAAUCACGUAUGCAGAUCCAGAGCGAGAUUCGACGCAAAGAGAAAUCGAUCGAGCAGCUGAGUCGAAAGUAUCAGUCAAAGUUCCUUUCAGCAGACGAGAUUCGGCAUUGCUUGUAUAGUAUUGGUGACAAUAAUGCAUACCUUCGUGAAAAUCGUGAUCCCUGUGAAAAGAUGUUAGCCUAUCUUGAGGAGUUUUUCCAUCCUACUGAAGCCGAGUGUGAGGAGUUUUCAUUAUCCAUUGCAGCGGGUGCUCAGGGACAUCGACUAAGUCAUGAUCACGAGACACAAUACACCUACGUGAAUCAGACCCUCAAGCUUUGGCGUGAGAUCCUCAAUGAAAUGUUCAUGCUCUGGACGCUGGCCGACCAGGAUAUGUUGAGCGCAGGGAACCCUUAUCGGCUAUCACAGACAGGCCAGGGCCUACAUCGCAUACAGCCGUGUCCUGCAGUAUCAAGGGAGAUGCACCGCACACUUUUCAAAGCACAAAAGAAGGCCGGCAAGUGGAUUGGGAGCAGCGUCAUUCAUUUGGGAGAUAAAAACGUGCCAAACGCUUUAAUGUUCAUUGACAAGUAUAAUCAAGUCUCACGCAUCCUCAGCCCGAUAUGUCUCACUCUUGAUCGCAUCGAAGAGCUCACAAACCAUGAUGGUGGAAAAAAGUUCUUACAACAAAAGUUUGGUGGGGUUGCUCAAUGCAAGAAGACGAUCUUGGCCGACUUUUUCCGAGGAGCAUUUGAUGGAUCUGGUGCGGAUAACUUUUACGACGCUGGAAGCUGCAUCGAUGGACGACUCACGUCUGCAUGGAAUUGGUGUUCGCAAAUAGAGCGCAAGUCUUACUUCCCGGUGUUCUUAUUGACGGGAUUUGUGGGCUUUGAUGGUGGUGGAUGGAGCUAA
Molecule: messenger RNA, 1794 nt
Organism: Lichtheimia ornata
Lineage: Eukaryota; Fungi; Mucoromycota; Mucoromycetes; Mucorales; Lichtheimiaceae
Exons: 14
Coding region: 1-1794 (597 amino acids)
Molecular function (GO): zinc ion binding
Source: RefSeq, a predicted model, not a curated record